Molecule: messenger RNA, 651 nt
Organism: Cannabis sativa
Lineage: Eukaryota; Viridiplantae; Streptophyta; Magnoliopsida; Rosales; Cannabaceae
Product: protein ACCELERATED CELL DEATH 6-like
Exons: 2
Coding region: 1-651 (216 amino acids)
Molecular function (GO): protein binding
Source: RefSeq, a predicted model, not a curated record
AUGGCUUCUUCAUCAACUACUUUGGUUAUUUCUAAGGCAGAUUCAAACAACAACACUAGCAAUAAUAUCAUCACACGCAUGGAUUCCAAGCUGUUCCAAGCUGCAGCCAAUGGAAAAAUCCAAGUGUUGAAGAAUAUUAACCAACCAAGCCUUGACCAAAUAUUGACCACAGAAAAGAACACAGUUAUCCAUAUUUGUCCACAACUGUUAUUACAAACCAAUGCAAGAGGAGAGUCUCCCUUACACUUGGCAGCAAGGUACGGACAUGAUCUUAUUGUUGAGUUUCUUAUUAAUCGAGCUAAACUACUUGAACAAUCUGAUCUUGAGAAGGCCAUCCUUGGUGGGGUGGAUAGUAGUGAUGUUGCCCAACACAUGAUGAGACUGAGCAACAAGGAAUUGGACACUGCGUUGCACGAGGCUGUGCGUUUCAACCAUCUUAAGGUUGUAAGGAUUUUGACUAAACAAGACCCUUAUUUCACACAUUUGGCUAAUGGAGCGGAAGAAACUCCGCUUUACAUGGUUGUAGAGGCGGAGUACUUAGAUUUGGUUGAUGAAAUACUAAACAAUUGUUCCACACCAGCCUCUACUGGCCCUAAUGGCAGAAAUGUUCUCCAUGCUGCAAUUUUAACUGAAAAUACAGGUAAUAACUAA